AUGACUGACAUUGAUAACUUUUUUCUUCACAAUCGCAAAGAAAAUCACGGUAAAUUGUAUUUUAAGGUAUGGCUCCCACAAGUUUUUUUUCCAACUGUGGAGCUAUUGAAAAAAAGCGUCCUUGAUACCGCUGUAAAACGAUACAACAAUGAGCUCAAUACAGCCAUAACAAUAUGUGAGAAUAAAGGGUGGAAAUCGGUUGUAAAAAAAUUGGAACAGAUUUCUAAUUAUUUUUCGUUGAUGACCAGGGAAAAGCGCCAAGAAAUUUUCAGUGAAGCAUAUCAAGUAGAAAAAAAACGACGUGAGGAACACGAAAAACAACAGAACCAAGAGAUAAUUCGGAAUAAUAUUGCUGAAAUAGUUGAUAAAUGUAUUAAUGCGGUGAAUAUUGGUCGUUCUUUUGAAAUCGAAGAGGUGAUAAUUGAAGUCCGCGAAUGUUUGGAACAACUGGAUUUAUCUUCUAUUGAUUCUAGUGACCCAAUAGCGUCCGGAAUUUUGGAUAUCGCAGAAGGAGUGGAUGGGGUAGCCGAUAAGUUAACUGUUGGGGCAAAGGAAAUUCUUAAUGAAGUCGAAUUAAGUGAACCGGGGUUUUCAGAGAAAACGGAUGUCAUGUUGGAUGAAUUUAUUAAUGGUUACAGCUUAUUAGGUCCAGAUUUUGAUCCUGCCCUUGCUAACCCAAUUUCUUUUCCUCGAGAUGAAAAUAACUUAGGUGUCCGUAGAAUAUUACUAACAACUUUCGAUUUGUUAGAAGGAUUGGAAAAAGUAGCCGAUUCAUCACAAACGCGAAAGGAAAUGAUGCAUUCUGUCCAAUCUGGGGAUAGGCCGGACUUACAGGAUGGGAUUGAUAUAAGAUUCGGAAAACUGUUCAAGGGAAAAGAUAUUGAAUGUGCUGACGCGAAAAUCCUAAUUGACGAGCUCCUCCAAUUACCCUUUAUUGGAAUUCAAGUGAUAAGUAAUCGUGUUAUAGUUUUCGGGAUUGAUUUUUAUAAUAAUUCUUUUUAUCGUUCUUUUAAAAUACGCGAAUAUACAAUUCCCUUAAGAGUUUCAGAUCGUUGCGUCGUUAAAAAAUUUUUAAAAAAUUCAUUAAUAGUGAAAUGUUACUUAGAAAAAAUAGCCAAUAAUUUUGUUCAGAUUAAAGAUAGAAUCAAUCUUUUGCCUAAUUUAUCCAUAGUCGAAAACACAACUAUCAGUUCUAGCAUGUCAAUUUCGACAACAUUUUAA
This is a messenger RNA of Entrophospora sp. SA101, 1221 nucleotides long. The record is from the annotation of a GenBank genome assembly. NCBI's taxonomy places the organism in Eukaryota, Fungi, Glomeromycota, Glomeromycetes, Entrophosporales, Entrophosporaceae.